Messenger RNA from Arachis stenosperma, 747 nucleotides. RefSeq lists its product as uncharacterized. Bases 1 to 747 code for a protein of 248 amino acids. The transcript is spliced from 5 exons. Gene Ontology annotation, biological process: alternative mRNA splicing, via spliceosome. The record is from RefSeq and is a predicted model, not a curated record. NCBI's taxonomy places the organism in Eukaryota, Viridiplantae, Streptophyta, Magnoliopsida, Fabales, Fabaceae. Gene Ontology annotation, cellular component: nucleus; cytoplasm.
AUGCACACUAACAACACAAAAAUACACACACACAGCAAGAGAAAGGGAAGAACGGAGAGGGAAAGAAAGGAAAAGAAAAGGGAAAGCUGGAAUCAGAGAGCAAGAGAAAGAGAGGGGAAAAAAGGAGGACGGCACCGGCGGGCACUGCCGCCGCGCCAUCGUGUCGCCGUUAGGAAGAGGGAGACGUUGAGCGAGAGGAAGAGCUGCUCGAUGAAGGAAUGUCGAUGUGCCUCCAUCGCCGCCGUCACUUCCACCGCCGUCGCAUCUCCCUUCACCGACGACGUUGAGGACGCGCAGGAGAGACAAAGGCGUGGAGGGAGGAAGACCAAGGAAGAAGGAGGAGGCGCUGUUCGUGCUGCUGCGCCCAGUCGCCGUUCGUGGAUUCACCAUCGUCGCCGCUCUGCUCAAGACUCAGAAAAAGGCAAGGGCUGGAAGCGAUUUGAGUUUGACAAGGAUGCGCCUCUUGAAGAUGAGGAAAUUGAAGAUUGGACUUUGGCUGAAGAUAAUGCUUCCUUGGUCAAGCAAAUUGGCCAGAGUUUUCAGUAUUCUAAAAUAGAGGCAAGAAGGGAGGAACAAAUCCAAACUGCUCAUGACGAAGCCAUGUUUGGUGCUUCAGCACUUCCACCUCCUACCAGUACUGACAGUGAGCCUGAAAGGGAGAAUGAGAAAGAAGUUAAUAAAAAAGCUGUUGUUACAAGUCUCUUAAGUGAAACGGUAAGUGAUUUCACUGCAGACUUAUGUGGAUAA